AUGCAGCCAGUCGGCCAAUGGCAGAGGCGAUGCUCCAGCGGUUGCCAUGGAGACCGCCAGGCCGCAGAGCGGAAGGAGGCGGUGACGUCACUGCGGGAGCAAGUGCAGCUGCCACAUCCUCGUCCUAGUCGGGCCACAGGGCACUGAGGGCAACCUCUGGGCCAGCGGUGAGGAACGAGCCUCCCUGCCUGCAGGGUCCCCCAACUGCACGACACUCCGUUGGCAGUUGCCCCAGGGAGAUCAGCAGUCCCAGAUCCGGAGAGACUGUUGGGGCCUGCGAGACCUUCGGAGGCCACGCCAAGAAAGGGGAAGCAUCAUCUUGAGACCCUCCUUGGUGCAGCCUUGCCCAGGACCCGGGAGCCGCGAGUCAGGUGGCAAACACCGCCUUCUGCUUCUCCAGCAGGCGUAAGUCCCUGGGAAUCUUGGAGCCCACUCGGAGGGAGCCACAGAAGCCCCGACGUUGCACAGCCCUGCAGGCAGGGGCUGGGAGCAUCCUUCACUGAGCUGGACGAAGGGGUCCUGGGGAGCGACUUCCGGCCCCUGAGGCCUCACUCUCUCCUAGCCUUUGGGAAGGAAUCGCGGCAUCCUGGAUAAUUUCGCGGAUUCCCGAGGCAGCUCAGGUGUCCACCAGCGGGCAUACUGCUGCCUCAAAGAGUUGGGCAAGAUGCUGUUCGGCGUGAAGGACAUUGCACUGUUGGAGCACGGGUGCAAGGCCCUGGAAGUGGACAGUUACAAGUCCCUGAUGAUCCUGGGGAUCCCAGAGGACUGCAACCACGAGGAAUUCGAAGAGAUUAUUCGGCUGCCCCUCAAACCUCUAGGCAAGUUCGAAGUGGCUGGUAAGGCCUAUCUGGAAGAGGAUAAAUCCAAGGCGGCCAUCAUUCAGCUGACGGAGGACAUCAAUUACGCCGUGGUCCCCAGGGAGAUCAAGGGCAAGGGCGGUGUGUGGAGAGUGGUCUACAUGCCCCGGAAGCAGGACAUCGAAUUCCUGACCAAGCUGAACCUCUUUCUGCAGAGCGAGGGCAGGACGGUGGAGGAUAUGGCCCGGGUCCUGAGGCAGGAACUGUGUCCCCCAGCAACGGGCCCCAGAGAGCUGCCUGCAAGAAAGUGCUGUGUGCCUGGGCUGGGGGAGAAGCCGGAGGCUGGGGCCACCGUCCGGAUGGACGCGGUGCCACCUCUGAACUCCUCCGAGAAGGAGAGCAAAGCUGGAGAUGGCAAGAGGGGCAAAAGGAAGAACAAGAAAAACCGCCGGCGACAUCACGCCUCAGACAAGAAGCUGUGAGGUUUUCUGGACCAGUCAAAGUGUAUCCUGGGACUCCAGUACAAGUUGUCAUGUAAAACUGUCACCAUUUGAAGCUACUUAGCUGAGUCAAUAUAUCACUGGUAGGGCAAAUCCCAAGCAAAAAUUCACAGGUAAAUUGAAUGUGCCAGCUGUUGGAGGGCUGCAUCUGGCUUCUGUAAACCCCUGAUUUCAAAAAGGGGUUCAGCUAAAACUCUUCAUUGUUCUUUGUGAUUGAGAUGCUCUUUUGUACAAAUAUGAACUCAUAAAAUAAAUGUAUGCUAAUGAAAUCA
Macaca mulatta (Rhesus monkey) is the source of this 1569-nucleotide messenger RNA. RefSeq names its product PNMA family member 8C (gene PNMA8C). The record is from RefSeq and is a predicted model, not a curated record. Lineage: Eukaryota; Metazoa; Chordata; Mammalia; Primates; Cercopithecidae.